Molecule: messenger RNA, 1944 nt
Organism: Periophthalmus magnuspinnatus
Lineage: Eukaryota; Metazoa; Chordata; Actinopteri; Gobiiformes; Gobiidae
Gene: rfc2
Product: replication factor C (activator 1) 2
Exons: 6
Coding region: 410-1438 (342 amino acids)
Biological process (GO): DNA-templated DNA replication; DNA repair
Cellular component (GO): DNA replication factor C complex; nucleus
Molecular function (GO): ATP hydrolysis activity; ATP binding; DNA clamp loader activity
Source: RefSeq, a predicted model, not a curated record
CCACGGGACUCCACCAUGGAUUUUUAAUAUUUCAUGGAUAUUAAUGUUGUUCCAUAGACUCUCCAGUCAGUACGGGCCUGUCCUCCGUUAUAUUCUCGUUCCGGAGGUGCUCGUGGCUGAUGAUCCAGGGUCCCAGUCUGCUCUCCUUCAUGCCUCCCCCAGCAACUCCCUCACGGGCCCAUAAGAAUAAAUACAAAUACAGCUAUAUUGUUGUACUACAAUUUAAUUAUGUAGUUUGUACUUGCUGCAUUUCGGCAGGAUCAUCAAAGAGUUUACUUUUACUUACCAGAGUGAACUUCACCUGUCCCUUUGUCACCAGUGAGAGGCGCCAAUGAGCGACAGUGGACUGGAUGCAUCGGAAGUAUCUUGAAUAGCAGAAGCAGGAAAACGCGCUAAAGUGGAGGUGGACAUGGAGGAGGAGGCCAGCACCGCGGCGUCCAGCAGCACGGCCCCAGAGAGAGCCACGGGCGCAUACGAGCUGCCCUGGGUGGAGAAGUACCGUCCGCUCAAACUGUGUGAGGUCGUGGGGAACGAGGAGACUGUGACCCGCCUGGAGGUGUUCGCCCGAGAGGGAAAUGUGCCCAACAUCAUCAUCGCAGGCCCUCCUGGCACCGGUAAGACCACCAGUAUCCUGUGCCUGGCCCGGGCCCUGCUGGGAUCCUCCAUGAAGGACGCUGUGCUGGAACUGAACGCCUCCAAUGACAGAGGUAUUGAUGUGGUCCGAAAUAAAAUCAAGAUGUUUGCUCAACAAAAGGUGACUCUCCCUAAAGGACGACACAAAAUCAUCAUCCUGGACGAGGCGGACAGCAUGACGGACGGCGCACAGCAGGCUCUGCGCCGCAUCAUGGAGAUCUACUCUAAAACCACGCGCUUCGCUCUGGCUUGUAACACCUCUGACCGCAUCAUUGAGCCCAUCCAGUCGCGCUGUGCUGUCCUGCGCUACUCCAAGCUCAGCGAUGGGCAAGUCCUGGCACGCCUGCAGGAAGUUGUACAACAGGAAGGACUAAGCGUGACCGAUGAUGGGCUGGAGGCUGUCAUCUUCACCGCGCAGGGGGACAUGAGACAGGCGCUGAACAACCUGCAGUCCACUCACUUGGGCUUUGGUUUCAUCAACAGUGAAAACGUGUUCAAAGUGUGCGACGAGCCCCACCCCUUGCUGGUGAAAGGCAUGCUGGGAAACUGUGUGCAGGGUCAGGUGGAUGAAGCCUACCAAGUCAUGGAGCAACUGUGGAGGCUGGGCUACUCUCCUGAAGACAUUAUUGGCAACGUGUUCAGAGUCUGCAAGACGUACAGCAUGCCGGAGUACCUCAAGCUGGAGUUUAUCAAGGAGAUCGGCUACACCCACGUGCGUGUGGCUGAGGGGGUCAACUCUCUGCUGCAGAUGGCCGGUCUCGUGGCACGGCUGUGCAGCAAAGCAGUGCCCCCUGCAGCCUCCUGAGGAGACGUGCAGAGGGAAGGGCAUUAGAAAUGGACUGUUUGGUAUUUCUAAUGGUGGAAUUAAAGUGUGGAUGGCUGUGUUUAUGUGAAGGUUUGAUUGCCUGCUAACCACUUUUAUAAUGUUCAUGGAGAUUUGUUUGGUGUAGACAGUAGGUAGAUUACAUAUAAAUGCAGAAUCAUUAAAGCACUGCCAGUUUUUGUGUUGUCACCUUUUAAAAAUGGAAGUACAACCACAAAAGUGUAAGAAAGUCUUUGUCAUAGUGCAGUAUGCGACUGACUCUCUACAGGAGGCAGUGGUUCUGGCUGGCCAUAUUAGGCCUGAGUUUUGGGUCAGUCUAGUCACCAGCUGUGCCUCUACAGUGUGCACUGUGGUGUGGUCAUGUGCCUCAGGUCUUUACUGUUUUCUGAUGAGAGAAAAGCACUGCCACUCAGUGCAGUACUGGUAGUCUGCUGCAGGGUCCUGUGCUCAUUGUCUCAAGUGUGGUUCACAUGUUCACAGUAAAACUU